GAACGCAAUUCACACUCAUACAUUUGCACGUCCGUAAUUUAAAUAUAUCAUACGACCACAACUCGACGCUACACGCUGUCGACAGUUCGAACAAACAAGGUGCUGUGAUAGAGUGUUCCCGUCGGGAUUUUAAUUCAACAACAAAUUCAUUAUUAAUUUAUAAUAAAUUCAUAUCCUAAUAAAGUGUUUGUUUAAAUUAAAUUCCUUGUUUAAAAUUUUAUCAAUUGAAUUAUCCGAAGUUGCGCACGAAUCGCUAGCUGUCAUUGUGCGGCGCGAAGUGAUAUUUUUUUAAAACUCAAACAAUCAAGAUAAAAUGGACAGAUUGACCGUUUUCGGUAUAUCUGUGAUGUCCUGCGAGGCGGCGAGCGCUCUGUCUGCGGCCGAUGCCGUUUGCUUCGACGUUGACUCCACCGUCAUCAGGGAGGAAGGCAUCGAUGAACUGUCCCGGUACCUGGGCAAAGGUGGAGAAGUUGCCAAAUUAACCAAAGAAGCAAUGAAAGGCAGCAUGUCCUUCCAAGAAGCUCUCACAAAACGAUUAGAUAUAAUCAGACCUUCACAACAGAAUAUUUCAGACUUCAUCAAAGAUCAUCCAUCAACACUCACACCUGGAAUAAAAAACUUAAUUGCAUCCUUACAUCGGAAAGUACCAGUAUAUUUGGUGAGUGGAGGCUUCCGAUCACUCAUAGAACCUGUGGCCAAAGAAUUAGGAAUUCCAUAUGAAAAUAUAUUUGCCAAUAGAAUCAUAUUCUAUUAUAACGGAGAUUACGCUGGAUUUGAUGCAACUCAACCGACAUCUCGGUCUGGCGGCAAGGGGCAAGUUCUAGCGUUGCUGCGGCAGCAAAAGGGUUACAGACACAUUGCAAUGAUUGGUGACGGUGCUACAGAUUUAGAAGCACAGGCUGAUACCUUCAUAGGUUUUGGCGGAAAUAUUGUUCGAGAAGAAGUCAAAUCAAAAGCACAGUACUAUAUAACAGAUUUUCAAGAACUGCAGUUGUAACGUUAAGAAUCAGUAUUUCAAUCCUUAAUUGAAUAUAUAAUUUAUUUAUACUGCUUUAGAAAAGCAUCAAAAUGGGAUAUGUAGUUAAACUACACUAAUUUUGAAAUUAAACUAAAUUUGUAUAAAGUUUAUGAAAAUAUUUAUGUUGUUUGUUAGAUAUUGAAAUUGCUGGCAAAUGUAAAUACUGAAUUUGUAUCGUUAGAAUUUUGUUUAUUGGCUUAUUUGUUGUGAAGUAAAUCAAUUUUAUUAUAUUUUAAUUAACAAGUAAAGUUAUAUACUUGAAUUAUUAAUGACUCAUAAAAUAAUUAAAUACCAUUUACACAUAUGUAUAUAAACACAUAUAUGUAUGUGCAUGGAGCAGAAACAGCAUAUUCGAAGAAAAUUUUGUUAAGUCUUAAAUUGUUGACCGGCAAUUUUACUGAAAGUUUAUUUUAUGUCACCGGUUAUUAUUUCGCGAUUGGAUGUAGA
This is a messenger RNA of Ctenocephalides felis (cat flea), 1465 nucleotides long. RefSeq names its product phosphoserine phosphatase-like. Lineage: Eukaryota; Metazoa; Arthropoda; Insecta; Siphonaptera; Pulicidae. The record is from RefSeq and is a predicted model, not a curated record. Gene Ontology annotation, molecular function: L-phosphoserine phosphatase activity; magnesium ion binding. Gene Ontology annotation, cellular component: cytoplasm. Gene Ontology annotation, biological process: L-serine biosynthetic process; dephosphorylation.